Molecule: messenger RNA, 1557 nt
Organism: Lineus longissimus
Lineage: Eukaryota; Metazoa; Nemertea; Pilidiophora; Heteronemertea; Lineidae
Exons: 4
Coding region: 1-1557 (518 amino acids)
Source: RefSeq, a predicted model, not a curated record
AUGUAUACCGAACAUGGCAUUGACGAGGAAUGUUUUCAUCUCUUGGACGAGGAUACUUUGAAGGAGUUAAUUCCAAGGAUUGGAACACGACUUCGAUUCAAACAGAAGCUGUCAUUGAACAGGAAUGCUGUAUCGCCAGACCCUCAUUCUGGCGUUGUCCUUCAACGCCAAAAGCGUGACACAUUUGAGUAUGUGCCUAUCAGAGACCUGUUGCUAGAAGUCCUUGAUGCUGAUUUGCUGGAGGCUAUCCGACAGUACAAGACCAGGGAACAUGAGCCUGGGAUUCUUGAAGAUUUUAAAGAUGGCAGUUACUACAAAUCCAACCCAACCCUGUGCGAUCCUGAGACCAUAAGUAUUUUACUGUACUUUGAUGAGUUAGAAACUACAAACCCUUUUUCUCCCAAAGCUGGCACCCAUAAACUGGGUUUGUUCUACUUCACUCUGAAAGAUGUUCACCCAGGACACCAGUCCAGUUUAAAGAAUAUGUUCUUGCUUGCUGUUGCCCUCUCAAAAGACAUAAAGCAUUAUGGUUUUAAUGCAUUAUUAAAUCCAAUUGUAGAUGAUCUGAAAGUGCUAGAAUCCGAGGGUUUGUUGUGUGAUGAUGGAACAAAAGUGCGUGUGGUUUUGGGCCAGACAACAGGUGAUAACUUGGGGCUGCAUGGCAUGCUAGGUUUUGCUGAGGGAUAUACAGCUAACUUUCCUUGCCACAGAUGUUCGAUGCCGAGAGAUGAUGCCCACACUGCAACUGCUGAAGACGACUCCCUGAUUAGGACAGUUGAGACAUAUAAUAGAGACAUAGCCGUUGAUGAUGUUAGUAGAACUGGAGUAAAGAGGAUGUGUCCGCUGAAUGACUUAGUAGAAUAUCAUGUCACUGAUAACCAUGUCUUUGACAUUAUGCAUGACAUUCUUGAGGGGGUUGGCCUAAUAGAGGUAAAACUGGUCUUGAAGGUGAUCAUCACUGAAGGUGUGCUCACUCUUGAUGUGAUCAACGACCGAGUAGUGUCAUUUGAUUAUGGAUUUCCUGAGUCGUCAAACAAACCCUCUGUGAUAACUGAGCAAAGCCUGAAUCGAUCAACUUCUGCAACUGGUCAAAAAGCAGAGCAGGCCUAUUUUCUAAUAAGGCAUCUCCUGAUUCUCAUUGGCGACCUUGUUCCUGAAGAUACAUGUAAUGAUCACCUGCAAGUCAUACGUCUCCUGCUUUCCUGCAUAGACAUCAUCUUUGCCCCAAAAGGGAAUCACCGCAAUUCCCAUGUAUACAGCCGGAUCGCUGAGCUUCUGAAACUAGAAGGCUACGAUCGUACGACUGACCAGUGUCGUAACAAACUAAAAUCAAUGAAGGGAGAUUGGGUCAAGGCCCAUAACAACUUGGGUCGAUCAGAUACCUCAGGACGGAACGGCUUUGGGGACGAAGAACUUGAAAUUUUGGAUGAAGUCCUCGGGACCCGACCGAUCCACAAUCCUCGCCACAUCGUGGAGACAAUGUUUGAUCGGCCCGGGGCUGGACAACAUGAUGGCGAUGGCCGCAAUCCAGUCCGGAUUGUGUCUGAACGCAGUUAG